Messenger RNA from Prinia subflava (tawny-flanked prinia), 843 nucleotides. RefSeq names its product protein FAM163A-like. Lineage: Eukaryota; Metazoa; Chordata; Aves; Passeriformes; Cisticolidae. The record is from RefSeq and is a predicted model, not a curated record. The transcript is spliced from 2 exons. The coding region runs from base 1 to 498 and encodes 165 amino acids.
AUGACAGCAGGAACUGUUGUUAUCACCGGGGGAAUCCUAGCGACGGUGAUCCUACUGUGCAUCAUUGCUGUGCUCUGCUACUGUAGGCUACAGUACUACUGCUGUAAGAAAAAUGACUCUACUGAGGAAGAGGAGGAGGAGGAGGAGGAGGAGGAAGAGGAAGAGCCCGACCUGCCCACGCACUCGCACCUCGUGGUGUGCAAUGCCUGCAGCUCCCGCAUGGUUGACGGGCAGGGCAGCCCCGCACCGCCCAGCGAGCUCAACCAGCACGGGGCCCACCCCUUCUGCCCGAGCUGCUCCCCCUACGGCUCCCCCUUCUACAUCCGGACUGCCGACAUGGUGCGCAACGGGGGCGACAGGGUCACCUACACCCCGGCGUGCUGCAAGGAGAUGGGGCCGCCCCUCGGCAUGGCCACCCUGCAAAGCCACACGCUGAGCCGCCACGGCCUCCUCCGCGACUGCGUCCCCAACCCGCGCGCCAUCAGCACCGACGUGUAGGCGCCACUGCCACCGGCACAGGGUGUCCCCAGCUGGUGCUCCAUCCAGGGAAGGGGUUUGUCACUUGUCUUUGAGGAGAGCAGCCCACAGCCCAGCCCCGGGCCAGCACGGUCCUGCUGAGCCGCUGGACACGGCCGAGCCUCACGGGCCGGAAGGCGAGCGAGACCUCCAAGGGCAACGCUGAACCGGCCGCCGCCGAAUCCAUCAUAAGUGUCAUUAUUCUCUACUCUCUCUCCCAAAGGGACUUGUCUAACGAGGGCUAUGUACAGUACAACCUAAUUUAAUUACCCCCGGCCCCCUGAGCCCAGCGAGGCCUCGGGUGUCCCCACACAGCCACCAGAGGUG